AUGACUUCCAACACCCAACAGAGAUCCGACUCAGCGCCCAUGAUGACGCCUGGCUUCCUACCUCCACCUGUGUUUUUCGGCCCACAAUCUAUGGACAUCAACAUGCAUGGUGGAUGGCAUGGCGCCACAUUGCAUAAUGGUUUUCUUCCCAGAUUCAGAGCCGACGGAAGUACAGUUAUGAGUCUAGUCCCGGAGAACCUCACUGAGAGGCAUAAGGGAGAUGGCGCUGAACCUUCAUCCACGCCCACCGGCGCCAGCCAGUCGGGUCAAAGUCCUGAGAGGGUUGAAGGCGAACCGACCACUCCGGGCCAGCCUGAUGACGUCAUAAGCAUAUCUUCGUAUGAGGAUGACGGAGCCAAGCCGUGUCAUGUGCCCGGUGACAGUACAUAUCGGGGCCGGCUGCCCCGAUCCCGCAUUAAGGACGCGCAACCUGACGGAGAAGGCCGGGUGACUCGUUCCAAACUGAAAAGCACCAACGCCAAAGCAGGAGCCAACAGGAGGAGAACCAAGCAACAGACGGCAACCGAAGAAUCGAACAUCGCCCAUGAUGCAGAUGAUGAAAGGGAGGCGAAUGCCAAUGCAAAGAGGCCCCGUCGCUCGAGGAGGACUGUCAAAUCGAAGCCAUUGGUAAUGUCGUCCGACGACGACAAAGCCGACAAUCCUCAGGAAUCUGAAGAGACUCCGGUGGAUCCACCUCUGACCCAACCGCGUCCAACACUGGAACCGUCUCCCCUUCCCCUGCCACAAACGAAACCGCCGGCCACAAAAGGGAAGGGUAAAGCCAAGCGUGCCAUAACUGCUCGCGAUGGGAGCGGCUCCGACAACCCGAGGCCUCACAAGCGCAGUGUUGUUGACGAUGCUAUUGAGAUAUCAGACUCCAGUGACUACGCGAAAGGUCUCGAAAAACUGCUAAAGAGAAAGAAGAGUUCGAAAGAGUCGAGGCAGAAACUUUUCAAGAAGAUCAAUGGCCUCUUUCGCUCAAGCAAGCGCUGGCGCAACAACUUUUUGGAUUUGGAAGCGGAAGAAGACGAUGCGGAAGGCCGAUCCUCUUCCGAAGGAUCUGAGAAGGACGACGAGUAUAGGUACUCAGAUUCUUUCAUAGAUGACUCGGAAGUUCACGACGACGCCAACAUGGCUGAUCCGGACGCGCCUUUCCCCGGGCUGGAACUGGAAGACUUUGCUCGCCAGGCAGACGAAGCUAGAAGGAAUCAGGUCGAAGACGAUAGAUGCAUGGCCCGUGCCAUCACCCGACAUACAGCGAUGGUGCAGUCAGCUUUAGCUGAAGGCAACAAUCGCGUGGACCAAACCGACAUUAGCGACAAUGUCAUGAAGAAACCAGGCGCAUCGAAUGUCCUUUCCAAUUCCCAGGCAACAACUGAGGUGGGCGUUCUUGUAGGCCCCGAAACGACAGAAGUCCGAGAGUCGAGUUCAAGUGAGGACGAGUUCGGCGUGAAAUUUUAUCGAGCGCAGUUCAGGGAGGCUAUACGUCGUAGCAGACAAGCUCAUGAACGACGCCUUGCUGAAGAACGGAACACUCGAGAUGGCGCAAGUUCGCGACCCGGCCCUUCAACGCCAAGUCCGCGUGACGGUUUCAGCCGGCCACCUCCAGCCUACGACUCGCUUUACACAUCACCGCUUCCGGCAUAUACACCCACCGUGCCUGCUGCACAGAUGGUCACCCCUCCUAACUCCUCCAGCGCGGUACCGCAAGCUUUCCCUGCGGCAGUCGGUACUCCAUCAGGAAAUUCGGGGUCAGGCAAUGAUCACAAUGGAAGCGGGCCUAGUACAGGGGGGCAGCCACGAAGGCUGCGAUUUUCCUUCCCCGAGCGCUGCGAAGUAACGGAUGCCAAAUUGCACGAUGUCCUGCUGGCCGGCGACUAUGCCUCGCUGGUACCUUUGAGACGAGGAUCGUUCGUCCCAUGGUCCAACGCACCCGGCAGAGGGCUCGUUCGGUUUAGCGCGUGGACAGACCAGGCCCCUUCCAUGGAUCCAGCUAAGGCCUUUCAAGCGAUACGUCUGCAAAGGUGUCAAGAGUUCAUCAACCCUUCGCGUGCCUCUCCGGCGGAAUUGGAGGUGAAGGAAAUCACGGGUGGACUUCACUCCAACAGCUUUCGACUUCACGCGUACUUGAACGGACAGCCCGCGAUUUGUGUCUCCAGCGUCUACUCCGAAUCCUCGUGCCUUCGAACCCUCACCGCAUUUGGACUCCCACAGAACAUGCUUCAAGGGAAGCUGCAUACUCAAGAGUUCGAUCGGCUCGUCGGCUUUUUCUGUAUGAGCUUUGGGAUUCCCGAGCUGCAUGCGAACCUAUCGCGUGAUUCCAUGCACUAUGUUACAAGACCGGUCAGCCGCGAUAAUUCCUCGUCCCAGGGCUCUGCGCCAGGCAUGUUUAGCAACAAUCCGAGUCCUUCGACGAAACGACCAAUCGCCAACCGUCUCCUCGUAGAUCAUUUUGCCUUGGAUUCAAGAAACGACGUCCCUAUUUACGAUGCUCGAGGCACUUCCGACUUCAACUUUACAACAGACCUUCCGUCAAUGGCGUCGAAGCUACCCGUUUUCACGAAUGGCGAGAUUCCAUGCAUAUUGUCAGGAAACGUGGACGAUCUCGAUUCGUCCACUCGGUUUCGUUUCAUUGCUUACACUCGACCGGAGCGGCAAGAGGAGGAACUGGCCGAAAACCCAACGGCCGUUGCGUGUUCCCUGUCCCCUGGAGAUUUAGCUCGUGCGUUGCUUCAGAAGCUAUUGGAGCACGAAUGCAGUGCCGAUUGCGGGCAAUACGUUUCUUUCCUUGUUCCUUGCCAGGAAAACAAAGAAGACGCAAAGCAGAAGACACUGGCGAAAGGAUUCGCUUUGCGGGAAUUACGAGAGUGGUUGGACGACCAGGAGGUCCUGAAGAUGUCGGAUGAUACAAUGUUCACGUUGGUGGGACUCACCAGAGAACAGGAUUGGAUUGAGAAUGGAUUUAUCGAGCCUGGAUUCACGUUCGUAAAGAUGCCUUGGACCGCCUUAUUAAGCAAGCUAACCAAGGCAGGGCUUCAGGAAAUCGCUCGCUUUCACGGCAUAGAAGCACCUGUGCGUCGCACGAGGGCUCAAUUGCUAGACGACUUCCGCGUCCAUCAGUGCGAUCCUGGUUGCUUCCAGCUAAUGGCGUCAUUCACUGUCCAACGGAAACGAUGUGGAAACGCAAAGCCGCUGCCUCCGGACGACAACAGUCCUUUCGUCUGGGAGGAAUUCAACUCAAAGGUGGAUGUCCAUUAUCCCCCGAUGCCCAUAAACAGGAAGGACGUUGCCAGAAUUCCCGUGUGCUUCAUGCGCACAAUUGAGGUUUCCUCGGUCGCGGUGUUGGAGCGUAAAUCCUCGAUUGACCCAAUUGAACCGCUCAGAGGACCAAUCCUGGUACCAGGUGCUUCCAUUAUUUGCGGUCCUUGCGAUUCAAGGGAAGUUCCCAACGAGCUGAAGGAUUUGACUCUAGGAGAAAGGGCUCUCAUUGCGAGGGUUAGGCGAAAUAGAACACUCGUUCGUGUUUCCAAUGGACAUUACAAGAUGGUCGCUAAUGUUAUCGCGUUCCCCAACCCAACUAUCAAGGUAUAUGAGAAGCUCCCGCCUCACCGUUCCGACAUUGAUGACAGAACGCCUGUCAUGGUGCGUCGUCUUAAGGUCUUACGGGCUCUUGAAUGGCUAAAGGUGAACCACUGUGAUUACUACGACUUGGAAAUAGAUCACGAAGCCCUGUUAUCUUAUGCAGAGGAGGGAGUGCCUGUGGGUGUCCUACAUCGUCAGAUGUCCGAGAAGGAUGGCAAUGUUUUGGGCACUGCCAAAGCAGUAUUCGACGACGGAGAGGAGAGGGGUGCGGAAGAAGGAUGGGGCCAGGAAGGCAGAGGGGUAUUCGGGGAUCCCGCGGCAUACUACGGUACCGUGGAACAGCAGGGUCGAAUGACCCUGCAUUUACACAUCCUUCUGUUUAUAAAAGGCGCGCUUUCUCCUAAAGACAUCCGAGAAAAACUAGUCAACGGUGACAAGGAAUUUGAACGGAAGCUGAUAGAGUACCUUGAAAGCGUGCAGACCGGCGAUUUUCUUACUGGAACGAAGGAGGACGUUCGCAGGCGAAUCCCUAGGGACACCCUGCCGAAAAAGAAGGGCAUUCAUACAAUUUUACACAGCGAGGAGGGACAGCUGGAUCAUGAUCCAACCUACAAAGACCCCACACUGCAUUUUCCAAAAGCUCCCCCAACCGUGCUAUGCGAUUCCGCCGACCUGUGCCAUUGCGAAAACUGCCUCGAUAUUGAUGACUGGUAUGUUGACUUCAAGAAGACCGUGGAUGAUAUUAUGUAUCGCACCAAUGUGCAUGUUUGCCACGGUAAGAAGGGUCCGAGUGGUGAGGCCCUCAAACAGCACCCGACUGGAAAGGGCUGCGUCGGUAGGGACGGGAAAUGCGCCGCAAGGUUCCCCAGAAAGGUGGUCAAGGAAUCACAUGUAGACCCUAUCGACGGCCACGUUUCGCUGAAGAAGCUCGAAAGUUCAUUGAAUUGCGUCACCCCGGCGGUAACGUAUACCAGCUGCUGUAACACCGACACAACCUCUCUACAGUCUGGGACCGGAAUAAAAGCAACGGUAGGCACAAUGUAUGAUGCAUUCGAGAGGCACAGUAAUGCACUAUUCGCUGAAGACACAAAGACCGUAGACAGCGCCAGAAAGAUGAUACUGAAAGUGGUGAACUCGUUGGGUGCAAAGACGGAGAUCGGGGCGCCUAUGGCAGCUUUGUACUUGUUGGAUAAUCCCGAUAAGUACUGCAGUCAUGAAUUCGUGAACUUCUAUUGGAAGAACUAUGUCAACUACGUUCGCCGUGAAUGGGAAAAGCUGCUCGACAGGAUGGAAGUAGAUGAGGAAGAAGGCGUUGGUGAGGAUGAUUUAGAAAAUGUCAAUUAUUACGACGAUGGAGAAAGAGAAGCUGAAAUGAAUAAAUUUUCCGCAGAGGACAACGAGCCGGUUAUAGUACGUCGAAGUGCGAAGUACUUUGUUAGUCGCUCAAGCGUAGACGACUAUAUCUAUAGGCCAAAGCAAUUAGAGGAUGUCUGCCUAUACGAGUGGGUACAAUGCUCGGUUAGGGAGAAAUCAGAGCAUGCUCGAUUGGGACUAAGGUUCUUUACUUACCUGGAUGAACAUCCGAUGGCUACAAAGCAAAAGGUGGCUUGCGACCCCGAAAGACGCCACAGGGUGGUCCCCAACUUCAUUGGCCCCCCUCUGCCGAGGGACGAUGGUGAUCUGGACAGAGAGGAAUACUGCCUGACCAUGCUGACACUGUUCAAGCCUUGGAGGAGUGGAAUUGAUUUGAAAACUGCGAACGUCACUUGGGAAGAUGUGUUCGAGUCUCACACCUUCACUCAGAGACAGAGGGAGGUCAUGAAGCACUUUAGAGUCAGAUUUGAGUGCUACGACGCCAGAGACGAUUUCCAUGCACAGAGGCAGAACGACAGAGCAGAGGGAGACGCCGAGGACUUGGAAGCAGAAGGAUCAGAUAUUGGGGAUGUUGACGUCGACCUUAACAUCGUAAAAGAUGACAGCUACUGGCUAACAAAGACCAUCAAAGGUAACUGGACCAAAGACCAAGAUAAACGAUGGAAGGAAGCCGAAGAAGCUUUGAAAAAUGCUCGUUGGAAGGCUGGACCAUCGGGUCGUCACCAGAUGCCUGAUUUGCCACUGGUAUCUAUUGGCAAUACGAUGGAUGGGGCGUAUUGGACAGAUCUUAUUAAGAGAGAAAAAGCUCGCUUGUGGAAAGAGCGUUUCAAUAGACUUUCUGGGGAAAGCGAAGACAGUGAUGGGGGCAAUGAGACCAAGCGGAGCGAAAAGCCGGUUCAGAAUGACGUCUAUGUUGUCUAUGGUCCCUAUUAUUCGAGGUCAUUUCGACCCAGCAACCCCCGCUGGGGGGAUGUGAUGAGCAAGAUUGAAAAGGAGUAUUCCUUGAAUGCAGAGCAAAGCCGAAGCUUCCGAAUCGUUGCCAACCAUGCCACCUUGAUUGAACCAGAUCAACUUCUCAAGUAUCUCGGUGGUAUGGCAGGAACCGGGAAAACUCAGGUGCUUAAAUCAUUGAUCACAUUCUUCAGAGCUCGGGGAGAGCCUUACAGAUUGGUCUUGCUUGGUCCAACGGGAACGUCAGCAGCACUUAUUGGGGGAACGACUUAUCAUUCUUUCCUCUCUAUAGUAUCAGGGAAAUGGGGUUCAAAUCGCGGAGAACUCCGCGCAGUAGAAGAAGUACGAGAACGACUACUGGGCGUUAGUUACAUCUUUAUCGACGAAAUCUCGAUGCUCUCGUGUCUGGAUGUUUGCAGGAUUAGCGAAAGACUAUGUGAUGCAAUGAAUUUUCACGAGAAGCCAUUUGGAGGACUCAACGUUAUUUUCGCCGGGGAUUUUGCUCAAUUGCCCCCAACAAAGGGCCACGCACUUUACAGCGGCGAUGUCGCUUUGAAGCAAUCUCCUAGGCAAAAGGUGGAAGACCAAGAAGAGACUAUCGGGAAGUCCAUCUGGCUGCAAUUCACGUGCUGCGUCAUCCUGAAAAAGAAUAUGAGGCAGCGAGACGUCACAGAGGACGACAUCAAGUUCCGAACGGCGCUGGAGAACCUAAGAUAUAGGGCUUGUACCAAUGAGGACAUUGCCUUUCUGAAGACAAGAAUACCUUUGUACAACGAAAAUUUGACCAUUGAUGAUCCUAAAUUCCGUUUCGUGUCCAUUAUAACUUCCAGGAACGUUCAGAAGGACACUUACAACUUUCACAACAGCGCUCGCUUCGCCGAAGAAGCUGGCAAGGAGCUCCAUCACUUCUACAGUAUUGACAGUCUCUGCCAAACGCAAUCCAACGACGAUUUCCAAGCCGAUGACGCUGGAUCAAGUAAAGUCGACCCUCGCUUACAAGUAAUUUUAUGGGAUCAGCUACCUUCGACGAGUGAGCAGGUGCCCGCGCGUUUAUCCUUGUGCAUCGGUAUGCCUGUAAUGAUCAGAAACAACGAGGCUACUGACCUAUGCAUAACUCGAGGACAGGAAGGCAUAGUCGUGGGCUGGAAGGCAACGCGUAUCAAGGGCUUCCCUCAGCACAACGCCCUUGAUACACUUUUCAUUCGCCUAGUCAAUGCACCGAAGAAGGUAAAAAUUCCGGGAUUGCCGGAAAUGGUCAUCCCGUUAACAAAGACAUCUCAACAAGUCGUAGCAAAACUUCCCAACGGCGAAGGGCCCAAAAUCUCAAGGAAGCAGGUGCCGAUUCUGCCUAAUUUUGCAAUGACCGAUUACGCUUCUCAGGGAAAAACACGGACGGUCAAUGUGGUAGACCUGACAAUGUGUCGGUCACAUCAAGCUAUAUACACUUGCUUGUCGAGAGGGAAAACAGCGGCAGAUACAAUCAUAGUCCGCGACUUCCCUUCGCACAUGAUGCAAGGGGGAAUUUUUGGCUGGUUAAGGCAGGAAUUCCGAGAGUUAAACCAUCUGGAUAGAAUAACGGAGCUGCGAUACGAAGGGAAACUCCCUGAGGACGUCAUCAAACCUACCCGGUGGUCUACAAUCGACGCUUACAAGAAAUCCAUUAAAGACCACGAGGAAGACAAGUGGCAUCCAGUACUUCGCUUGGAACCAGGAAGGGACGAAUGGCAAAGGCCUGUUCGGGAUUCCCAGAUCCAUCACUCAAUGAAAGGAUCGAAAGGAAAGCGCAAGGCGUCAGACCACGCGGAUGGAGAUCUUGGCAGAAAGCGCAGAUGUGCCCCACCUGCUUUGGGCCGUGGUGAUCAAGUUCCAUUGGGCCCCAUUUGGGACAGCACCAAUUGGAGUUCGCGUGCCCAAGAGGCGUCCGCCAGUCAAAUAGGAUCGCUCCCGAAGAAGGAGGAGAGCGACGAUGAGAGCGGUUACCUGCAGCCUUCCGGGGCAGGACAAGGCCUUCUCGCUAAACGCAAAGACGACAAACGAGCCCUGUCGCGGCUGCAGAAAAAACUGAACAAAGCUCGAGUGGCAAAGGUGAAUGGCAAGCGGAAGAGGAACAACUUACGCGACCGCUUGAAGCACAUGACGGAUCGUUUCAGGGAGGUUGAAAAUAACCUCAAGGAGCUAACUCAGAUCGUCGAGUCAGCGAGCGAAGUAUGCAACAAGGCGAAAGCCGUGAUUGAGGAGGAACUUAAUGAUGUUAUCAUCUAUAGAUCUGACGACUCGGAGUGUGUAGGCUCAGAUGAUGAACUCGAUGAGGGGGACGAUUAG
Molecule: messenger RNA, 8229 nt
Organism: Coprinopsis cinerea okayama7#130
Lineage: Eukaryota; Fungi; Basidiomycota; Agaricomycetes; Agaricales; Psathyrellaceae
Exons: 31
Coding region: 1-8229 (2742 amino acids)
Biological process (GO): telomere maintenance; DNA repair
Molecular function (GO): DNA helicase activity
Source: RefSeq, a predicted model, not a curated record